UAUGUUGGUGCACCAUAUGUUUCCAAGUCAACGGUUUUAGUUUGGGGGUGAAUGUUUGAUCAGCAGAUUUUUUGGCAAAACUAAAAUCCCAGCCAAAUGUUCCCCGCCCCGGAGAAGCGACGCCAGCUGCGGCAAACGGCGCUCUGCCGCGAAGUGCAGAGCGCCCGCAAGCAGGACUGCUUCCAGCGGGACCUAAGCCAAAUCCAGCGGAACGGCCAGCUGAGCCAGCAAAAGCGCCAACACACGGCCGUCGUCCUCGAGUGCGAUCUGCAGGCCAAAAAGCGCCAGGAGGAAGCCCUCGAAGAGGAACGCCAACAGCAGCUGGAGGAAGAGCGCGAACUUGCCCUGCAACUGCACGAGGCCAACCGGCGCCGAAUCAACGAGGAAAAGCUGCGCCAACAGCUGCGCGACUCGAACCAGGAACUGCGCGAGCUCGAGUCCAAACUGCGGGCCGCGUACGUCGCCAAAGAAAUCGCCGCCCAAAAGGCGGAACUCGAAGCGCGACGGCUCGAGGAGCAACUCGUCGCCCAACGCGAGCAGGAAGAACUCGAGAAACUGAGGUUGAAAAAUCUAGAAUUCAUCAAACAAUGCCAGGAGGAGGACUGGAAGCAAAAGCUCGAACUGCGCGACACGCUGCACGCCCAGAUGAGGGCCCUGCAGCAGCAGAAGCAGGUCAUGUACGAAGAGUUCCUGCGGGAGAAGACCUUCCUGGACGAAAUAUGCCGCAAGUUGCAGGAAGAGCGCUUCGAGGAGAUCCAGAGGAAGUUGGAGCUGCAGCAGCGGACCCGCCGCGAGAUGGAGUACUUCCGGGAGGCGAAGGAGAUUUGGCAGGAGCGGCAGCGGUUGGCCGUGGCCGAGGAGAACGAGCGCAUCCGGCGGUACCUGGAGGCGAGGGACGCCGAGCAGGAGGUGCAGCACCGGCGCAAGCUGGCGAGUGCCAAGUCCCGGGAGCGGUUGAACGAGAAGAUGGUGGCGGAACUGCAGGCGGAGUUUGACGAGGCCCGCAAGCGAGAGAACCUGCUCCAGGAUCUGUACGCGGCCGAGCUGGACGAGCGGCAGGAGCAGCGGCUGCAGCGUGACCUGGAACAGCAGCUGCGCAAACGCAUCGAGGCCCGGCUCGGCAUCGAGCGCCAGCUGGUGGAAAUCGAGUGCCGCCGGAAGCAGCAGGAAGACGAAGAUCGCCGCUUCAAGGAGGACCAGCUGAAGCUGUGGGCCGAGCGCGACCGGCUCGACCAGAUGGGCAACGAGAAGCGCCGGCUCAAGUUGAUGGAGCACCGGCGGGCGAUCCAGGAACUGCUCGAAGAGCGACGCCAGCGUCGAGCGGACGAGGUCAAGGAGCUGAUGCAGAUGCAGAGCAUGUUCGAGCAGGAGGAGAAGCGGCGCGAGGAGAUUAUCGAGGAGGAGCGCAUUAAGCUGUUGAAGGAGCACGUGACGGCCCUGUUGGGAUUCCUGCCGCCGGGGGUGCUCAGGGAGAGUGACCGGGAGCAUCUGCCGUUGCCGAAGGACAAGUGAAGGUAGGUUGGGGGUAAUUUAUUUGGUAAUAAACUUAUUGACUGAUUUUAUGA
Messenger RNA from Culex quinquefasciatus (southern house mosquito), 1565 nucleotides. RefSeq names its product meiosis-specific nuclear structural protein 1. Lineage: Eukaryota; Metazoa; Arthropoda; Insecta; Diptera; Culicidae. Gene Ontology annotation, biological process: cilium organization. The transcript is spliced from 3 exons. The coding region runs from base 97 to 1512 and encodes 471 amino acids. Gene Ontology annotation, cellular component: motile cilium. The record is from RefSeq and is a predicted model, not a curated record.